ACUUAAGCAUCAUUACAGAUGUAGGUGUCCUGUGAAAGCUUCCAUAAUAUGAUCAGGAAAAAAUGAUUCUAUAAAGAACGUGCCACAGAGACAGUGACUCCUUAAAUAUAUCCAGGGUAUCAAGUUGCCAGUCUGCAGCCUAUAUGCCUACAAAUAGUUAUGAACAUAGUAUUAAAGAACAAGAAGAAGACAAAAGCGAACCUAGUAUAUAGUAUACACUGCCAUCAUCAACUGAUCAAUAUAGACUAAAAAUGGAGACGAUCUGUGUACUUCUACAUGAGCAUAAACACUACUUGAAUAAAUGUGUAGAAAUAUUAAAUGAAGAAUGGCCACGCAGUGUAGCAGCAAGGGAGCACAGUUUAGAGAAGUCUAUGCCAAAUGGGAAUCCACCAUAUCCUGGCCUGCCGUGUGCAAUGGUGCUUGUGGCUGGCACUGAGCCUGAUAAAGAAGCAGCCAUCUUAGGCCACAGCAGAUUGAUGCCAGUUCAUGGAGAAGAAAAUAGUUGCCUCAUUGAAUCAGUGGUUGUCAAGAAAAGUCACAGAGGAAAAGGACUAGGGAAGAAACUUAUGUCAUGCAGUGGGAAACAAGCUUUAAAUCUUGGUAUUACAACCAUGUAUUUGGUUACCAUGGACAAACAAGAUUUCUACAAACAUAUUGGGUAUUCCAUUUGCGAACCUGUCAGACUUUCUUCUUUCAUGAGCUGCAAUCGGGAGUCCAAAAGGCCAGGUUACGAUGAGUUUUUAAAACAAUACCUUGGCUCUAGAGGUGGAUGCUGUGCAAAGGACAAUAAGAAAGCUGCUCCAAAACAGGACAGUGAAUCUGUUACCUCACCGGACUCUUCUACAAUCACUAGUGCCUCAGAUACAUGUAUCCCUUCACCACCUGCUCCACCGCUGCCGCCACCACCACCACCAAAGGAUAAAAAAUCUAGUCAAAAAACAAAAUAUGGAAAAAGUAUUGUGAGGAUAGACCCUGAUGAUAUUUUCUGGAUGAAGAAAUCCUUGAUAUGAUUGU
Owenia fusiformis is the source of this 1014-nucleotide messenger RNA. The record is from the annotation of a GenBank genome assembly. NCBI's taxonomy places the organism in Eukaryota, Metazoa, Annelida, Polychaeta, Sabellida, Oweniidae.